This is a messenger RNA of Impatiens glandulifera, 1741 nucleotides long. RefSeq names its product serine/threonine-protein kinase STY13-like. The coding region runs from base 447 to 1625 and encodes 392 amino acids. Gene Ontology annotation, biological process: signal transduction; protein phosphorylation. Lineage: Eukaryota; Viridiplantae; Streptophyta; Magnoliopsida; Ericales; Balsaminaceae. Gene Ontology annotation, molecular function: protein kinase activity; ATP binding. The record is from RefSeq and is a predicted model, not a curated record. Gene Ontology annotation, cellular component: cytoplasm. The transcript is spliced from 7 exons.
AGAAAGAAGAAGGUAAGGUUUUUCUAUCUUCUUCAUUUGAAGGAUUAGGUUUUUCUUCCAUUUCUACAUAAACCAGCAUCAUCUCUGCGAUCUUUCUCAGCUGAUUUCAUGUAUGUAUAAACUUCAUUAUUUUCCACGAAGAAGAAGAAGCUGGAUUUCUACAAUAUUACUUGAACUUAUUUUCGGCUAGGGAGCCUUUUCUUCUGUCUUCCAACUGUUCGAUGAAAAUAAUUUGUGGAUUUCACCACUUGUGCUCGAGAAUAUGGGAUUUUUGACAGUAAUUUCGGAUAUGGUAUUGGAUUCGGCUACUGAAAAUGGAUGCUAGCUAGGAGCUCGAUCGAUGAUGAUGAUCGUUGUUUAAAAGCAGAGAGCUAGAAUUCUGAUGUGAGGUCUGAGUAAGAGGGAUAACAUGAGGCGCCGGGGGGCGUAAUCUGAGUAAUUGCAACAUGAGCUGCAGUGAAAAUAGUAAAGGAGAGGAAAGAACCACAACUAACUCUGGCAAGUCGAUUGAUGAUGGAGACCGGGAGCCAACAAUUUUGCAGAAUGGAUCCAUUUCAGCCUUGCCUAAACUUGACGAGACUUUGCUUGUGGAUCCUAAAGUUCUAUUUAUUGGCUCAAAAAUUGGUGAGGGGGCACAUGGGAAAGUUUAUGAAGGAAGGUAUGUUGGAGGAAGAUCUGAUGAAAUCAUUAAUGUUACAAUUAACAUUAUUAUGUAUGGAAGCCAAAUUGUUGCAAUUAAAGUUCUUCUUCAGGGAGGAACAUCUGAUGAAAGAACUGCACUAGAAAGUCGAUUUAUCCGCGAAGUCAAUAUGAUGUCUAAAGUAAAACAUGAGAACCUUGUGAAAUUUAUUGGAGCUUGUAAGGAUCCUUUGAUGGUCAUAGUUACGGAACUCUUGCCAGGAAUGUCUCUUCGGAAAUAUUUAUCCAGUAUUCGUCCCACAAAAUUAGAUCUUCGUUUGGUUGUGAGUUUUGCCAUGGAUAUUGCUAAAGCUAUGGAAUGUCUCCAUGCGAAUGGGAUCAUACAUAGAGAUUUAAAGCCUGACAAUUUAUUGCUAACGGCUGAUAAAAAAUCCAUCAAACUUGCGGAUUUUGGUCUUGCGAGGGAAGAAACUGUGACUGAAAUGAUGACGGCGGAGACUGGGACUUAUAGAUGGAUGGCUCCUGAGUUGUAUAGCACUGUGACAUUACGCCAGGGGGAGAAAAAACAUUACAAUAACAAGGUCGAUAUCUACAGUUUUGGCAUUGUCUUAUGGGAACUAGUUACCAACCGAAUGCCAUUUGAAGGCAUGUCAAAUUUGCAAGCUGCAUAUGCUGCUGCUUUUAAGCAGGAGAGGCCUAGUAUUACAGAGGAUAUAACUCCAGACCUUGCAUUCAUCAUGCAAUCUUGUUGGGUUGAGGAUUCUAACAUGCGGCCUUCUUUCAGUCAAGUAAUCAGAAUGCUCAAUGAGUUUCUAUUCACGCUUACACCAUCUUCACCACCCUUGCCCGUUUCCGAAACUGGAAAUAGUAGUAGUAGUAAUAAUAACGGGGCUCUAGCUGAAAUAUCUGCACGAGCCAGAGGGAAAUUCACAUUUCUUCGUCAUCUUUUUGCAGCAAGGAGGGCUCGGAAUUCAAUGAGUGGAUAAUGUAUAACAGGAUGUUAGGAGAUAGAUAUUUGUUUUAUCAGUGUAUGAUUGAUUGUGAUUAGAAUUGGAAUUUUACCUUAAUCACUAUUAUUAUGACCUUAAAAGCUUAUAGAUGA